GUAAUGAUGGAGUUCAACGCAUCUAAUGCCACCCUGUUCCCCUCCGUUGCAGAAGAGACUUUCCUCGACGCUCUAGACUGUUACCACUGGUACGUGAAAAGAAAUUUCACCUACCACGAGGCGAACGAUCGUUGUUUCGUGUACGGCAGUCCAUUCGGCGGUGCAACCGUUUACAGAGCGUGUAUGGGCAUCGUGGGGUCCUUCGUCCUCCUGUUUAACUCCGUCGUGCUGUGGGGAAUCCUAGGGACGAAACAGCUACGAAAGGCUCUGUUCUACUACAUAGCGAACCUAGCGUGUGCCGAUCUAGCGACGGGCGUCGCCUGCGUGUAUUUUGCAGCCAGGCCAGAAACGCCAAGUCUGUGGGAGCGGCUGGGUACAAGAACGCUCGCCGCCUACGCAACGCUCUUGUCCACGAGUGCGCUAACCCUACUGUCCGUAGACCGCUACAUCUCUGUCCUACAUCCCGUCGUGUAUCACAACAAGGUGACCGGACGGCAAGCCAGCGUGGUGAUCCUAGCGUCCUGGGUAGUCAUCACCUUGACCAGCUUUUCGUCCCAUAUGGGAUGGAACUGUUUGGAGGAGAAGUACGCCUUCAGCGGUAGGUGUUCCAGCUACCUGACAUUAGACUUCUACGUGUUCGUCAUCGUGAUGCUGCUGCUGCUUGUGUCCGUGAUGCUGUGGGCGAACAUCCGCGUCUACCGGGAAGUCAAGCGGCUGCAGAACAGGAAACCCGCCGGGCCACGAGGUACUGGGCGCCACGGAGAGGCAAGCAAAGGCCCGGUGGCCACGGGACCCACACCUGGACCAUCCAACCGGCCGGACAACGCUACACCGCUGGCAACGGGAUCGAGCGCGAGACCGGGACCAUCCAACCAGCCUGACAACCCAACACCGCUGGCCAUGGAAUCGAGACCUGGACCAUCCAACCGACUGGACAACCCAACACCACUGGCCACGGGACCGAAACCUGGGCCGUCCAAACCAACACCACUGGCCAUUGAAUCGAGACCUGGACCACCCAACCGACUGGACAACCCAACAACACUGGCCACGGGACAGAGCCCUGGACCAUCCAACCGGCCGGACAACCCAACAACACUGGCCACGGGACAGAGCCCUGGACCGUCCGACCGACCCGAAAACCCAACACAGCUGACCACAGGUCCGAGACCUGGACCAUCCAACCAGCCGGACAUCCCAACACCGCUGGCCACGGGACCAAAGCCUGGACCGUCCAACCUGCCCGACAUCCCAACACCGCUGACCAAGGAAUCGAGACCUGGACCAUCCAGUCGGCCGGACAACGUUAACCCAACACCGCUGUCCACACUACCCAGACCUGGACCAUCCAGCCGGCCGGACAACCCAACAGCGCUGGCAACGGGCCCGAGACCUGGACUAUCCAGCCGGCCGGACAACCCAACACCGCUGGCAAUGGGACCAAAACCUGGACCAUCCAACCGGCCGGACAAACCAACACCGCUGGCCACAGAAUCGAGACCGGACAACGCUACAUCGCUGGCCACAAGCCCGAGACCUGGACCGUCCAACCGGCCUGACAACCCAACACCGCUGGCCAAGGAAUCGAGACCUGGACCAUCCAACCGGCCGGACAUCCCAACACCGCUGGCUACAAGCCCGAGACCUGGACCAUCCAACCGGCCGGACAUCCCAACACCGCUGGCUACAAGCCCGAGACCUGGACAGUCCAACCGGCCGGACAAACCAACGCCGAAACCGCACAGCCAAGACAAAAUCAAGAAAGUCAAAGCCGUGAUGACUGUCGUGUUCGUGGCGUUUGUUUCUUGGCUGUUGUUCUUCGCGUUUCUCGCAGCUCACCGCAUCUGCGAGGCCUACCGUAGCAGCUGCCCCGUCCGCGGUUUCGGCCAGUGGGGGCUGCUUCUGGCGUUCCUGAACUCUCUAGUCAAUCCUUUAGUUCACGGUCUUCGCGUGCCCGCGCUGAGAGGAGCAGUGCUCGCAAAAUUCAACCGCAUCAGAGAGGCCGUCGUCACAGCGUGGAGACGGGGUCGGGUCGAGUCUGCAAAGCAACGCCGACGCCAACCACCUAAAAAAGACGACACGGUGCCGACUACAACCCAACGCACGCCUCAACAACAGGUGGCCAGCCAUGUCGAAGUUUCCCUGGACAUCUCCACGGAAAGCUGUGAAGAGCAACAGGGCGCCGUCGGUGGUCAGCGAACAAGCCGACUCACAGAAAGAACACUAGCUUGGAAAUGA
Messenger RNA from Branchiostoma belcheri (Belcher's lancelet), 2238 nucleotides. RefSeq lists its product as uncharacterized. Bases 4 to 2238 code for a protein of 744 amino acids. The transcript has a single exon. Gene Ontology annotation, molecular function: G protein-coupled receptor activity. Gene Ontology annotation, biological process: G protein-coupled receptor signaling pathway. Gene Ontology annotation, cellular component: membrane. Lineage: Eukaryota; Metazoa; Chordata; Leptocardii; Amphioxiformes; Branchiostomatidae. The record is from RefSeq and is a predicted model, not a curated record.